This is a messenger RNA of Triplophysa dalaica, 3124 nucleotides long. Its product is annotated as vitamin D3 hydroxylase-associated protein. The transcript is spliced from 15 exons. Bases 594 to 2366 code for a protein of 590 amino acids. Gene Ontology annotation, biological process: fatty acid catabolic process. Lineage: Eukaryota; Metazoa; Chordata; Actinopteri; Cypriniformes; Nemacheilidae. Gene Ontology annotation, molecular function: amidase activity; fatty acid amide hydrolase activity. The record is from RefSeq and is a predicted model, not a curated record.
GGUUGCUUAAAAAAAAGCCCCAUAAUGCGACCGUAUUUCCGCUAGUUUUUAAGGAUAGAACGUAUCCUGACGGCCGUGGCUAUCCCAAGAUUCAUUGUGCGCAUCUAACGGCUUGACAUUUAUAAACAUUCAUUCAAAACUUUAGUUAAAUAAAAGUAUUUUAUUCUAAAAAACAGUCCAUUUCAGUGUUGGGCUGUUUUAUUGAACAUAAACGUGUCAAUUUUCUAAAAUAAAGAAUCGUUUUUCUGGCUCCGUAUUUGAUUAAAAAAGUCUCUGUUUAAGGAAACGUUUCUGCUGUGUCCUGCUGCUGUCACCACGCAACAUGGGCAGCAGGUGACGCAAUCCUCUGCGAGUCUAGUGCGUCUCAUUUCAGACUUUUGGGACUGCAUGCUUUGAAGAACAAGUCCUCGUUUUUAAAUCCGCAACUUUAGAAGCUUGCAGGCGCAGAAUUGGGACAGAGCUGUAGUUUCCGUUACUUGUGUUCUUGGUAGGCGACCUGCCAGAGUUCUGAAAGGCUAAGCAGCAAUAUCGAAUGUGAUCAUUCCGAACGCGGAGGAUUGUGAUAUUAAACUCGGUUGCAACCAGCAUCAAUUAUGGGGAUGUUUAAUUUAAAGCAGAUUAAUCCAGAUAUAAACACUGACUGGAGAUUAGCGGUUACAACCACAGUUUGCGUCGCAGGUGCGUUAAUAAUCUUCAAGAAAAGCAUCAACAAUCGGAAAACUCAGAAGAAAAUACUGAAGGCACGGCAGAGACGAGAAAAAUCAUUUCACGAUGCACAACAAGCUUUGCAGCGAUUUAAAAAGACGAACCCUGACUUUAAGAGCAGUUCCAUAGUCUCUCUGUCUUUGCCUGAGCUCACUGGAAAACUCAAGGAUGGAGCACUGGAGCCAGAUGCCGUGCUUUACGCCUUUAUGGAAAAGGCUCUUCAGGUGAAUGACAAAUUGAAUUGCAACGCAGAGAUGCUGAUGGGUGCCGUGGAGCAGCUUAAAAGUAUUGACACUCAUAAGAAGGGGCUUCUGUAUGGCGUUCCAAUCAGCAUCAAGGAAAAUCUAGGAUAUAAGGGUCAUGACUCUACAUGUGGAGUUCUGUGUAAGUUGGAUCAGCCUGCUGUGAUUGACAGUGUGGUUGUUGCUGUGCUGAAGAGACAGGGCGCCAUUCCUUUCGUCAAGACAAAUGUGCCGCAGGGUCUUCUGAGCUAUGACUGCAGUAACCCCAUUUAUGGACAAACUAAGAACCCCUGCAACGUUCAGAAGACCUGUGGAGGUUCUUCCGGAGGAGAAGGGGCUCUGAUUGGUGGAGGCGGGUCCAUCCUGGGUCUGGGGACUGACAUUGCAGGGAGCAUUCGGAUCCCGGCAUCCUUUUGUGGGAUUUGUGGACUUAAGCCCACAUCAAACAGGAUAAGUUUGCGUGGAGCCAGUUCUUGUGCCAGAGGUCAGAAGUCAGUGUUGUCGUCGGUCGGCCCAUUGGCGAGGGAUGUUGAGAGCUUGGCACUCUUCAUGCAGGCGCUGCUCUGUGAGGACAUGUUCACCUUGGACCCCACUGUCCCUCCGAUACCUUUCAACCACAAGGUGUAUGAGAGCUCAGAGCCCCUGAGGAUUGGUUAUUUUGAAACAGACGAUUACUUUCAGCCGUCUCCAAGUAUGGUCAGGGCCUUCAGGGAAACCAAGGAACUCCUUGAGAAAGCAGGGCACACGCUGGUCCCGUUCAAAUUUCCACGGAUCUUCAACGCCAUGUAUGAUAUGAUUGUGAAAGGAAUUCUAGCUGACGAAGGUGCGACCCUCCUGAAACACUUGGAAGGAGGGCAUAUUGACCCAACACUUCGAGCUCAGAUAAAACCAUACAGGCUCCCAAAGUUUGUCAAGAAGUUUCUUUCCGUUAUUCUCAAGCCUAUUUUUCCACGGAUGUCUGCAGUCUUGAAUUCAAUCUGUGGAGUGAGGUCAAUAUCAGAAUUAUGGGAACAACAUGCAAACAUUGAGGAUUACAUUCAUGAGGUGGUAGCAGAUUGGAGAAGACUAAAUCUGGAUGUUCUGCUGUGCCCUAUGCUUGGACCAGCCUACAAUUUCUUCUUCUGUGGAAAACUCACCAGUGUUCUGAGUAAUACCGGCCUUUUCAACCUGCUAAAUUUCCCAGCGGGGGCUGUGACAGUCUCUACAGUGACAGAAGAGGACGAAGCGCAGCUUAAACAGUACAAGGGUUGCUUCGGUGAUAUGUGGGACAAACUCUUUGUAAAGGCAAUGGAAGGUGGUGUGGGUCUUCCCGUGGCAGUGCAGUGCGUGUCUUUGCCGUGGCAGGAUGAAGUGUGUCUACGUUUCAUGAGAGAAGUAGAGCAGCUCACGGCCAAUAACAAACACGCCAGACGACAUUAGAGACUGAACAUCAGUACAUUGUCUACUUCAGUGGUUAUCAAACUUUUUAUUGUUAGGCCCGCUUUGUGUAGAGUGCAUUGCUUUGCACCACACCCUCCCCCUAAUAUACAAUGCUGGAACAUCAACUAUUUUGGUUGGUGGUUAUAAAAAUGGCAUACAAUUGCAACAAAAACCAACUUAGGCCCCUAGUUUGAGAACCAUUGGUCGACCUGAUUUAAACACCAUUAUCUCUGUUUAAUAAUGAAGGAUUUGGGAUGAUCUGAUCACUGUGAUUUGACCACCAUGAAAUGUAAAAAACGUACAAUUAACAUGCAAUAACUUUUGGAUCUAAUGCUGUAUGUAUUAAUGUCAGUCAUGUGUUUUAUAGAAAAAAAUAUGCAAACAUUUCUUUAACAGAUUACAAAACUAAAAUUGUUUUUAAUACAAAGAUGAUGAUGUUUAAUACAAAUGGGUGAUUGUGUGCUGAAUAAUCAAGUAAAAGCAGCCAAUCAGAGCCCAGCACAGACCUCAAGAAGCUUCUUAAUAAAAUGAAUAAAAAAAACAUUUUUGUACAUUCUAGGUAAAGAAUGCUAAAAUAACUAUUCUUCUAAUGUUUUUAUAAUUAUAUAAUUAGAAUAAUUAUAAAAUGUGAAAAUAUUAAUAAGUGAUUCAUUCAGCCAAACUUGUGAAUGGCAGUGUAAUUGUUUGCAUACAUUGAUGUACACCACUGUUUACAAUCUGAAAUAAAUUGAAUCUAUCACAGCUUAGUUGGAAAACCA